AUUGAUCACGCUAAUACGCCCCGUCAGGAUGGAUGCUAAUGGAGUUAACAAGACAAAAGUCCCGAGGAACCUAGGAUUGCUUUAUAAACCUCCAGUUCCGAAGUCGACCAAACUGCUUGUCUCUAGCCCAGUCUCGCCCACACCGAGAAGUUCCCUCGACACCAGCACACCAUGCCGUCAACUUUCUCUCAGGCUAUCCAAGUCAUAGCCAAAAGCCUCAGUCCCAUCCCCAAGUAUCAGUUCACUCCAGGAAAUGAUGACACCACCAAGGAGACCGGCAUUCUCAAAGACCUACACCAUUUGGGAAUCGAAGACUACAAGACACUGAAAGAUGUUUUGGAAACCGCGGCUACCGGCGAGGAGGACGAUGACUCGCUCUUACAGGAGCGGGUCGUCACCUUGCUAGCCAAACUCCCUCCCCAUUCUCGCGAAGGCAGACAGGCUACCGACGCUUUCAUCAACACGCUCUGGGACUCGCUUGAACACCCACCUGCUCAGCUCGGGAGUGAGAAGACUCGGUAUCGCGAAGCAGACGGGUCAUACAACAACCUGAAAGUCCCUUCCAUGGGCGCUGCCAACACGCGCUAUGCCCGAACCACACCCGCUUUGGUAUUUCAGGCGCCGAAUCCGCCAGAUGCGGGACUCAUCUUCGACAGCCUCAUGGCUAGAGACGACAACUCAUUCCGCGAACACCCAAAUAGAAUAUCUAGCAUGCUAUUCUAUCUAGCGACAAUAAUCACCCACGAUAUCUUUCAAUCUGAUCCGCGCGACGCAAACGUCAACAUGACCUCGUCAUACCUCGACCUCUCGCCUCUGUACGGCAGGAAUGCGGAAGAGCAGAAAGCCAUGAGGACAUUCAAAGACGGGUUGCUGAAGCCGGACUGCUUCUCGUCCAAGAAUCUGUUCGGACUUCCUCCGGGUGUCGGCGUGUUUUUGAUCAUGUUUAAUCGAUUUCACAAUUACGUUGUGACCAACCUUGCAGCGAUUAACGAAGGAGGCCGCUUCUCCAAGCCCACCACCACCACCAACGACAGCAGCAACUGGGAGGCCUGGGAGAAAUACGACAACGACCUCUUCCAAACCGGACGUCUCAUCACCUGCGGGCUGUACGUGAACAUCAUCCUCAAGGACUACGUGCGCACGAUCCUCAACGUGAACCGCACCGCCUCGGCCUGGGACCUCGACCCGCGGACGCGCGAAAAGAAGAGCGCGCUCAACAGCGCCCCCGCCCCGCAGGCGACGGGCAACCAGGUCUCGGUCGAGUUCAACCUCGUGUACCGCUGGCACAGCGCGCUGUCGGCGCGGGACGCGAAGUGGGUGACCGACGACCUGCGCACGCACCUCGGCGGCGCGGACCCCGCCAGCGCGAGCGUCGACGAGGCGCUGCAGGCCCUCGCGCGGUACCGUCUCGGCAUCCCCGCGGACCCGGCCGACCGCGAGCUCGCGGGGCUGCGGCGAGACGCGGACGACGGCACGUACUCCGACGACGCCCUGGUCGAGAUCCUGUCCGCGUCCGUCGAGGACGUCGCGGGCGCGUUCGGCGCGAACCAGGUCCCGGCCGCGCUGCGCGUGAUCGAGGUGCUGGGCAUCGCGCAGGCGAGGGGGUGGCGCGUGGCGACGCUCAACGAGUUCCGGCAGCACUUCGGGCUGAAGAAGCACGCCGCGUUCGAGGACAUCAACCCGGACCCGGCGGUCGCGCGGAAGCUGAUGGCGCUGUACGACUCCCCCGAUGCCGUGGAGCUGUACCCCGGCAUCGUGGCCGAGAAGCCGAAGCCUCCUAUGUCGGGGAGCGGGCUUUGCGUUAAUGUUACCACGAGCCGGGCGAUCCUGUCUGAUGCGGUGGCGCUGGUGCGUGGGGAUCGCUUUUACACUACUGAUUAUACGCCGGCGAAUUUGACGAACUGGGGAUACAACGAAGCCAACUUCGACCUAGGGGUGAAUCAAGGACAUGUGAUGCACAAGCUGAUAUUCCGCGCCUUCCCCUUUCACUUUGUGAAUAACAGCAUCAUGGCGCAUUUCCCCUUCGUCGUGCCGGCAGAGAACAAGAUUAUCCACGAUGCUUUGGGAACAUCCGAGCUAUAUUCGUGGGAGAAGCCAACGCGACAGAUGGACCCCGUGAUACUCAAAUCCCACGAGGCCGUCAGCCAAGUGCUUGCCAACAGCCAGGACUUCCACGUCCCCUGGGGCGAGAGCAUAUCCUACCUCGUGAGCUCGGCGGGCAAGACCUUCGGGAAGGACUUCUGCCUCGCGGGCGACGGCCCCGCCAACCACCAGAGCCGGAUCCACGUCGAGCGGUGUCUGUACCAGCCGACGCAGUGGGAGGCGGAGAUCAGGCGCUUCUUCGAGCUGACCACGACGAACCUCCUGAAAAAGGCCGGCGUGGCGCUACCGCCCAGCCCGGGGCUGCCUGGAGAGGAGUUCGAAGUCGACAUCAUCCGCGACGUCAUCGUCCCGCUGAACACGCGGUUCGUGGCCGAGUUCUUCGGGCUGCCGAUCAAGACGGCGGAGACGGCGCCGCACGGCAUCUACACGGAGCACGAGCUGUACGGGAUCCUGACGGGCAUGUUCUCCGCCGUCUUCUUCGACAGCGACCCGGCCAACUCGUUCAAGCUGCGCACGCGGUCGCGCGAGCUCGCGCUGGGGCUGGAGCAGCUCGUGCGUCUUGAGGCGGGCGCGGCGAGGACGGGUUGGGUUGCGAAUGUGGCUGCGCGGCUGGGGAUCAAGACUGCUGGUGCUAAUAAUCAUAGCAAAAACAGUAAGGUGGGUGGGGUGAUAGGUACGAAGGGGGGCAAAGGCGCCGAGAAAAAGGAAGAAUGGCCGUCGCUCCCGGAUUACGGUAGACAGCUGCUUUUGCGGAUGAUGGAGAAGGGCAAGACGGUUGAGGAGUGUGUUGCCGGGACUGUCAUGCCUAUCAGUGCCGCCGGAGCAACAAUCAUGUCCGGCCUCCUCUCGCAAUGCCUCGAUUAUUUUCUCGGAACCGGAAGUGAGCAUCUGCCCGAACUGCACCGUCUCGCCCGCUUGGACACGAAAGAAGCCGACGAAGCCCUCAUGCACUACAUGCUAGAAGGCAUCCGCCUCCUCGGCACCGUCGUAAUCGCCCGCACCAUCCCCCGCACCAGCACCCCCCAAACCAUCAUCGACGAAACCCCUUGCCUCGCCCCUCCCCCCCACCCCCCCUCCCUAAUCCCCACCCCCAACCCUCCCCCCUCCCGCCUCGCCUCCCGCGUCACCUACCUCCUCCCCCCCUCCUCCCGCGUCCUCCUCUCCCUCACAACCGCCUCCCACGACCCCCACCUCUUCCCCUCCCCCUCCACCCUCUCCCUCUCCCGCCCCUUAACCUCCUACUCCCUCUCCUGGGGCGGCAGCGCCCACAGAUGUCUCGGCGAACCCCUGACCCGCACCGCUCUGGCCGCGGCAUUCAAGGCCAUGUUCCGGGAGCUGCCCAACCUGCGGCGAAGCGGGGGCGAGAUCCGCGGCCUCGAUUUCCACGAGUGGCGGGGCCAGGCUGGGCGGAAGGCUGUGCGGGGGGCGGCGGGGGGCGAGUGGACGGGGCUGAGGGUUUACCUCACGGCGGACGAGGGCGCGUUUUCGCCGGUGCCGACGGGGUUGAGGGUGCGGUGGGAUGGGAGACCGGGCGGUGGUGCUGCUACUAAUAAUGAUGUUACGAAGGGAAGAGGGUCUGAAAGUGGAAGAGGAAGUAGAGAAGGGGCUUGGGUUGAGGUUGGCCGUCGGAGUAGAGCAGAGUAGAGUCGGUUUAUCUUGUCACUUAAGUACCUGUAAACUUUUGGAUGACUAGGCGAGGCACACGGAGUUUUUGGUUUGGGGAAUUUUUCUGCGAACACUGGGGUUUGCUGUUUUUUCAAAGUUAGGUACUAUCUUAAUAUAUUGGCUAUUUCCUAUAACUAUCUGCCUCAGUAUCCAUACGAAAUUGUCGGUGCUUGGGUAUAUCUGAACCUAACGAUACAGGCAGUGCAAUCCUAGAUAGGUAGGUAGUUACUGGAGCAC
This is a messenger RNA of Hypoxylon fragiforme, 4005 nucleotides long. RefSeq names its product linoleate diol synthase precursor. Gene Ontology annotation, molecular function: peroxidase activity; heme binding; iron ion binding. Bases 172 to 3747 code for a protein of 1191 amino acids. The record is from RefSeq and is a predicted model, not a curated record. Gene Ontology annotation, biological process: response to oxidative stress. The transcript is spliced from 8 exons. NCBI's taxonomy places the organism in Eukaryota, Fungi, Ascomycota, Sordariomycetes, Xylariales, Hypoxylaceae.